CUUGCCUUUCCUUGACUAGCAGACUAAUUUUAGAAGUUCACGAGAGUUUCUCAAAUUUGCCCUCUAAAGAUCUGAUUUUUCACAAGUGUUUUUCUGAAAUUUAGGAUCUUAAGAGACACAGACAGCAUUGGCAUUCAGGGUUUCGUUGUUUUUUCUCUCCUGUCUAGGAGGAGGAGGAGGAGGAGGAGAGAAGAAGAACGGAACUUGUUCGGGCCUUGUCUUUAUAGCAGAGGCUUUUUGUUCCGAUAAUGUUGUUUGGUUUCUGUUUUUUAGAAACAUAACAAGGACAAAGAAAUACUUUUAACUACCAUCUCCUCUGCGUGAGUGCGUGUGUUUUUUGGAGUAAGGAGGAUGAGCUGCUUUUCUUGCAUAAACCCACAUCGAAAGGAUAUUAAGAUCGACAUUGAACACGCCCCAAGAUCUAGUUCUCGAUAUUCAUCUGGGUAUACAGGGGCCGCAGACAAUGGGAAGGGUCAGGGUGCUGAGGAAGGGGCUCGUAGUUUCACAUUUCGUGAGCUUGCAGCAGCAACAAGAAAUUUUAGAGAGAUUAAUUUGAUUGGUGAAGGAGGUUUUGGCAGGGUUUAUAAAGGCAGGUUAGAAACAGGAGAGAUUGUCGCGGUGAAACAACUUAAUCAGGAUGGUCUUCAGGGGCAUCAAGAAUUUAUCGUGGAGGUUCUUAUGCUGAGUCUGUUACACCAUUCCAAUCUUGUUACCUUGAUUGGCUACUGUACUUCUGGUGAUCAGAGGCUAUUGGUUUAUGAGUACAUGCCGAUGGGUAGUUUGGAAGAUCAUCUUUUUGAUCUAGAACCCGAUAAAGAGCCAUUAAGUUGGAGCACUCGGAUGAAGAUUGCUGUUGGUGCUGCUCGGGGACUCGAGUACCUACACUGUAAAGCAGACCCGCCUGUUAUUUAUCGCGACCUGAAAUCUGCAAAUAUCUUGCUGGACAAUGAUUUUAAUCCAAAACUAUCAGAUUUUGGACUUGCAAAAUUGGGACCUGUUGGUGAAAAUACACAUGUUUCAACCAGAGUUAUGGGGACAUAUGGUUACUGUGCCCCAGAGUAUGCCAUGAGUGGCAAGUUGACUGUUAAAUCAGAUAUUUACAGUUUUGGUGUUGUUUUGUUGGAGUUAAUUACUGGGAGAAAGGCUAUAGAUCGUUCAAAGAAGCCAGGGGAGCAGAACUUAGUUGCUUGGUCUCGCCCGUUUUUGAAAGAGCAAAAGAAAUAUUGUCAGUUGGCUGAUCCUCUGUUGGAAGGUUGUUAUCCUCGUCGUUGUUUGAACUAUGCGAUUGCUAUAACUGCAAUGUGCCUCAAUGAGGAAGCCAAUUUUCGCCCUCUUAUUAGUGAUAUACUUGUUGCCCUAGAAUAUUUGGCUUCACAGUCCCGUGUCUCAGAAUCCAGUACUGGUCGAGUACGAGGUACCAAUCCAUCAUUGCCAUAUUCUGACACGAAAGCCGUUACUCGAGAACCAGAUUCUAGGAGCAGAGCUUCCAUUUAAAAUGAAGUGGGACAGAAGCUAAAGCCCCUUUAUUUCUGCACUGUGUCUCAUCGAACUUAGAGGGGAAGCCUGUUACGUUUCAUACCAUGUAUAUGUUCAUCAAUACAGUGCGUAAAUAUGUUUGUUGACAUGUAUGUAUAGACAGACAUCUGGGGUUUGGAGUAGUGAUUUUUUGUUUAUGAAAUCAUGAUAAACUCAUGUUUCCUUUAUGCCA
Populus nigra (black poplar) is the source of this 1708-nucleotide messenger RNA. RefSeq names its product probable serine/threonine-protein kinase PBL21. Bases 352 to 1494 code for a protein of 380 amino acids. Gene Ontology annotation, molecular function: protein kinase activity; ATP binding. The transcript has 6 exons. The record is from RefSeq and is a predicted model, not a curated record. Gene Ontology annotation, biological process: protein phosphorylation. Lineage: Eukaryota; Viridiplantae; Streptophyta; Magnoliopsida; Malpighiales; Salicaceae.